UUAAAUCUAUCUCGUUAAGAGUCAUAUUUAAAUUGUCCUACGCUUCUUCUUUUGUCGCUGUGUUAAUUUUUCAAGCGUAUCAAAUGUUCCUUUCUCAAAUGGUUCGUCGUGUUUAUUUAGCAACUCCAUUACGAUAUCUAUCAACUCGAGGUUCUGGUUCAUCCAAAUUAUUCGUUGGAGGGCUUAGCUACGACACUAACGAACCUGUUUUGAAGAAUGAGUUUGAAAAGUACGGUCAAGUCUUAAAUGUGAGAGUAAUAUGUGAUCACAUGAGCGGGAAAUCAAAAGGUUAUGGCUUUGUGGUAUUUGAUUCAGAAGAAGCAGCUGCAUGUGCCUUAGCUUCCAUGAACAAUCAGUUACUCGAAGGCAGAAACAUUAGAGUCGAAUAUGCUCAACCUAAAGGAGGUUUACAUCAGAAUCAGAAUUGAAACUUCAUAUCUGUCGAUGAAAGCACCAUAACUCAGGAAACUGCAUUCACUCUUUUGAAUUGGCAACAGUGUAGAACUCUUGAAAGAUUUUAGUGUUGAGAGUCUUUAGUUGUUUUGU
Messenger RNA from Eutrema salsugineum, 546 nucleotides. Its product is annotated as glycine-rich RNA-binding protein 3, mitochondrial. Lineage: Eukaryota; Viridiplantae; Streptophyta; Magnoliopsida; Brassicales; Brassicaceae. Bases 84 to 428 code for a protein of 114 amino acids. Gene Ontology annotation, molecular function: RNA binding. The record is from RefSeq and is a predicted model, not a curated record. The transcript is spliced from 4 exons.